AUGAAUGAUAUUGGCCUCACACAAUACUUACAAUUGGUUGAUGAUGGAUGUACUUAUAAACAGGGUGAAUUGUUGGCCGCAUUAUUAUCAUUUCGGCAUUCACAUGCAUCUAGUAAAAAAUUAAGGCCGCCUAAUAUGGAAACAACCGUUUCUCGCAUUCUCGAUUCCCCUUAUGAUGAGUUAGUGAUUCUUCAUUUAAAAUGUUUGUCUUCUCUUGAAAAUAAAAAUUUUUUAGACGCGUUUGAAAAUCAAUUUGAAUUGACUCAAACAUUUGUUAAAAUUUUUCAAACGCAAAGAGAGGAAAAUUGGAUGCUUAAGGUAAUGCAAACAGUAUGCUUAGAACUCAGACUGUUAGCAUCUCCUGCAGACAAAGAAGCAGAUAAUAAAAAGCACCCUAUAGAAUGUUUAGAAAAAACAGCAAAAUCACUAAUGGCAUGUUUUAGAAUUUGUGCAGCAGACAAUCGUUCAUCAGAAAUAGAUACGAAAAAGUGGGGAAUGUUAACAUUGGUGAAUCAAAUGUUUAAAGUUUAUUUUAAAAUUAAUAGACAUCAACUUUGCAAGCCAUUAAUGAGAGCUAUUGAUUCUUGUAAUUUGAAAGAUAAAUUUGCUUUGGCUCAAAUAAUCACUUAUAAAUUUUUUGCCGGUUUAAAAGCAAUGUUUGAUGGUGACUUUAGGACUGCCAAUGAAUGUUUGUCAUUUGCUUUUUUAAAAUGCCAUAAAAAUUCUACAAAAAACAAAAGGAGUAUAUUAUUGUACUUAGUGCCAGUAAAAAUGAUUUUAGGAUACAUGCCUAAAAAAUCAUUGCUGGAAAAAUAUAAUUUAAUUGAAUUUUGGGAAGUUGUAGAAGCUGUAAAAAUGGGAAAUUUACAAAAAUUUAAUGAAGUGAUGGAUCGCUACCAUUCAUUUUUCAUACAACAUAAUAUUUAUGUAAUAAUGCAAAGACUUAGUACAAUAGCAACCAGAAAUUUAUUUAAAAAAGUUUAUCACAUUGUUAAUUCUCAUCAAAUCCCAGUUGAAAUGUUUCUAAAAGCACUUUUAGCCAUGAAAAUUGAAGAUGCUACAUGGGAUGAAGCAGAGUGUUUAUUAGCAAAUUUGAUUCUUGAAGGAAAAGUAAAGGGAUACAUUUCUUAUCAGCAUGACACAUUAGUUGUUUCAAAACUAAUGCCAUUCCCUACAAUUAGUUCUAUUUCAUAA
This is a messenger RNA of Pediculus humanus corporis (human body louse), 1194 nucleotides long. Its product is annotated as PCI domain-containing protein, putative. Bases 1 to 1194 code for a protein of 397 amino acids. Gene Ontology annotation, cellular component: transcription export complex 2. Gene Ontology annotation, biological process: transcription elongation by RNA polymerase II; poly(A)+ mRNA export from nucleus; post-transcriptional tethering of RNA polymerase II gene DNA at nuclear periphery. Lineage: Eukaryota; Metazoa; Arthropoda; Insecta; Psocodea; Pediculidae. The transcript has 5 exons. The record is from RefSeq and is a predicted model, not a curated record. Gene Ontology annotation, molecular function: RNA binding; double-stranded DNA binding.